Molecule: messenger RNA, 990 nt
Organism: Hymenoscyphus albidus
Lineage: Eukaryota; Fungi; Ascomycota; Leotiomycetes; Helotiales; Helotiaceae
Source: the annotation of a GenBank genome assembly
AUGCAACUCCUCAACCUCCCCACGGGGGUUCUCCUGUUCGCUUCGGUGGUGUCUAUAACUGCUCUCCCAGUCCAGUAAGCAUUCCUGUCUUCUCGCACAACUACUCAUCGCAUGAACUAACUCGCAAGUAGACAUGACAUUGCAGCACUUGAAGCCCGAGCUAUCAUCAAACCGGGAGGAAUGACUGGACUGAACGAACUCGUAACCAAAAAAAAGCCGAACUUUCCUGGUCUUGAGAAUUGGAAAGUCGCCGCAGCAGACCUGCAAUCAUGGUCGACUCUUCCAAAAAGGCCUACCAAUGUUAAGGCGGCAAAGGCCAGAAUCGCUCAGGCCAAGGCCAACGCAGCUCAGCGCAAACCUGCUGUAAAGCCUCCUCAAGCAGUUCCAAACGCGGGAGGGGCUCUUCCAAGAAAACCUACUCCGGCGGAGGCUCAGGCGUCUAAGGCCAGAAUUGCUGAGGCUAAAACCAGACUUGACGCGGCUCGGCUCGACCGGCUAGCGUACGCCAGUCUUCCAAGGAGACCUUCACCAGCUGUGGCUCAAGCAGCGAAGGCUCGACUCGCUCAAAUCCAACGUCCCGACGGCCCCAUCGCGAAGCGAGACCUCUCUAAUGAAGCCAACACACUUGAAGCCCGAACAACAACACCAACGGCCUUGGGCUUUGCGGAGUCCACACGAAAUCAGAAACUGAAGGCUUCCUCCUCAGCAUCAAAAGCAAAGGUCGAGACUCCCAAAGCGAAGGACUUUGCGCAAUACAUACGCACCGGUGAAGUAAGGCAAUCACCACCAACGACACCAAAGGCUGGAGAGUUCGCCCAAUGGAUGCGCAAUAAGCUAAAGGGUGACCAAUGACAAAUAGCCACUUUAGCCGAUGACGCUGCGGCGAUGUCGGAGUAUAUGAGAUAUCGUAUGCAGAAGGCUGAGGCGGAGACGGCGAAGAUGAAAGCGAUUAGUGCGAAGCUUGAUAAAGCUCGUCAAGCUCGUCAAUAA